Messenger RNA from Pollicipes pollicipes, 1004 nucleotides. RefSeq names its product zwei Ig domain protein zig-8. Gene Ontology annotation, biological process: synapse organization. NCBI's taxonomy places the organism in Eukaryota, Metazoa, Arthropoda, Thecostraca, Pollicipedomorpha, Pollicipedidae. The record is from RefSeq and is a predicted model, not a curated record. Gene Ontology annotation, cellular component: neuron projection membrane.
GCGGGCCGGUCCGGACGGCAGCGAGCUCGCCGCCCUGCAGUGAGCGCGCGGUGGCGCCAGCGUGCGCGGUAGUCCUCACGGGAGGACGACGGAAGGACGAGAGGAGCCGCGCUGCAGAACUGAGCAAAACUGGAGAGAAGCAAACCAGGAUGACUCCGGUCCUUAUUUUCACAUUACUGAUUGGAUGCUCAGGUGCGAACCGGAUACGACACUGGGCUCACGCCGGCUCAGCGGCGGACGGUCCCGACCACGGCCUGCACAGCGUCACCGUCAACAGCACCAUGACCAACGUGACGGCCCAGCUGGGCUCGUCCACCUUCUUGCACUGCAAGCAGCCGGUCACUCACAACGACCCACCCGAGGUCUCGUGGCUGCGCCGCCGCGAUUGGCAUCUGCUCACCACGGGCAAGACAGUCUUCACCAGCGACGAGCGCUUCCAGAUUCGCCACGCCCGGGCGGAAAAUGACUGGGUGCUCAAGAUCAGCUUCGCACAGCUGCGCGAUCAGGGGCUGUACGAGUGUCAGAUAUCCACCGACACGGGCAAGAGAUCAUACUUCGUCAACCUGCACGUACAGGAGCCGGUGGCCACGAUCGAGGGCACAGGCCUGUUCCACGUGGAGCGCGGCUCAACCAUCAGUCUCGUCUGCGUCAUCAGAAAGGCCCUGAUACCUCCGACGUAUGUACGCUGGCACCACAAUGACAAAGCACUGAACCUUUACAAGCUUCGAAGUGAUAUACAGGUGAGCCUGGAGCGCGGACCCCAGGAGACAAAGAGCACUUUGAACAUCACGGACGCGCGCGACACGGACAGCGGCAACUACACGUGCUCGGCCGACAACAGUCGACCGGCGAGCGUGCGCGCGUUCGUCUCAGAAGGCGACAAGAUGGCGGCCAUCCAGCGGCGGAAAGGCGGCAGCGCCGCCUCCUGGUUGGGCGGCAGCGUCACGUUGCUGGUGUUGCUGGCGCUGCUGGUGCAGGCCGUCAGGUCGAGGGCGGCGCAGUGA